Messenger RNA from Nylanderia fulva, 2536 nucleotides. It is a transcript of the gene mus81, whose product is annotated as mus81 structure-specific endonuclease subunit. Gene Ontology annotation, cellular component: nucleus; Holliday junction resolvase complex. Gene Ontology annotation, molecular function: 3'-flap endonuclease activity; DNA binding; crossover junction DNA endonuclease activity. Lineage: Eukaryota; Metazoa; Arthropoda; Insecta; Hymenoptera; Formicidae. The record is from RefSeq and is a predicted model, not a curated record. Gene Ontology annotation, biological process: DNA catabolic process; resolution of meiotic recombination intermediates; mitotic intra-S DNA damage checkpoint signaling.
UAAUUCAAACCUGAUGAGGACCGUAUACUGCGGCUAAAACUUUCGUGUUGCCAUGCUCUAUGUACGCGCUGCCGUCCGCUUGUCCAAACACUCCCAUUCGCAUACGGAUUUGCCUCAGUUCUAACGCUCUUCUACCGUCAGCGCGCAAUCCACCUUCAUUGUCCUCCUGAUUGCGAUCUGUCAUCUUUCUUUUAUUUUAAUUAACGCUAUGGAUAAAAGUUAUAUCUAACCUAGAAUUUAAAGGUACACAUGUCACACUUCCAUUUAUUUACAAACGAUAUCGAACGUAUCGCGCAUUCGAUAUAUUGAUAUAUCGAUAUAUCGAUAAAUUGAAUAUGGCCACGCGCGAAGAAAAAUAUAACCUCGUUCGAUCCAGAAGAAGAAAUAAACUGUAAACAAUUGAUUCGAUGUCGUUAUUGAUAAACAAAUAUGAGACUCUCGACUCGUUCAAUUUGCAUAUCGGAGCAUGAAGAGGAUCAAGAUCGUGCCGGACAGGCCGAAUCGUCUGUUCGAGAUCUGGUUGGAAGAAUGGAGGAACGAUGCGAUGCUCCGAAACGCCAACUUGGGCAAUCAGUUUACGAAGGCGUUGGAUUCGCUGAAGCGGUACCCGCUUCCGCUGGAGUCCGGUAAAGAAUGUAUAAUCCUGCAGCAUUUCGGCACGAAAUUGUGUUCGAUGCUGGACAAAAAAUUGGAAGAGCAACGAAGGCGCGAAUCCGCGAAAAUAGCUGACGCUCACUUUUCUGAAGCCACCACUAACUCGGAUUAUAUUGCCGGGUGUAAGGAGCAGCCUGUGGAUGACAAAGUUGAUGACACACAGGAGAAAACAGUAAAAGUAGUCAGACAAGCUAACAAUAAGAACGCUAAACGGAAUGCAGCGAAGAAAUUGGUAAAUGUAAAUGAAAUUGGAUCGCAGGAAAAGCAUAUUUGUUUAGAACCUAAUACUUUUGAUAUUAUAUUAUUGGUGGACACCCAAGAAACUUGUGGUGGAAAAACUAAGCCGCAAUACGAUGCCACUCUCAAGGAAUUGACACAGUUUGGUGUAUUGUUUGAAGUGCGUCGUUUGAAAAUUGGCGAUUUUGCAUGGAUUGCGAGAUGUAGAAAAACUAAUGAUGAAUUGAUUAUACCUUAUAUAAUAGAAAGAAAACGGAUGGAUGAUUUAAGUGCCAGUAUAACAGAUGGUAGAUUUCAUGAACAAAAGUUUCGAUUGAAGCAAUCCGGUAUUGAGAAUCUCAUGUACAUAGUGGAGAGUAUUGACAAGAAUUCUCGAUUUUCAAUACCACUUCCAUCACUGUUACAGGCUUCUGUAAACUGUCUAAUACAAGAUGGUUUUACUGUAAAGUAUACAAGAAAUCAUAAAGAUUCUAUGUCGUAUUUAUCACAUGUGACAAAGAUUCUAAUUAAAAUUUACAAGGAUAAAAAACUUGUUGGAUGUAAGAAAGAACAUCUUCAGACUAAUGAUGCAGGUAGCACAAUACAACGACUUUUAGAGUACAAAGAAUUCAAUCAGGCGUCUUCUAAACAGAGAAAAUUUAAAGUAGGUGAGAUGUUUAUUCGUCAAUUAUUACAAUUGAAAGGCAUGUCUAUAGACAAAGCGACAGCAGUUGUAGAACAUUACCCCUCGCCACAGAUUUUGAUCAGAGCUUUGGAAAAUUCUGAUAACGGCGAGCAAUUAUUGACGAACAUUCAACUAGGAAACAAAAAACGACAGCUCGGGCCUACUAUCAUUUAUGUAGCCAUAGCUACAAGUACGUAUAUCUUUUUCACAAUGCUCCCGCAAAUUCUUGAUGUAUUUCUACCAUUGAACGAGACACGUUCGCGCGAACAUCCGAUUUCCGUCGAUUUCUUCAUCGAUGAAGAUAAAUACUUUUAUUUUAUCCGAAUUCAAAUAUAUUUUAUGAUAAUAUUACUUAUGGAAAUAGUUCUUGCCAACGUGAUCAUGUUUAUUAUUUACACGCAACAUGCAAGUGGAUUAUUUACCAUAUUAGGAUAUCGUGCAGAGCGAUUAUUUAGCGAAAGUUCCCCCAAGAUCGGACGAUCUAUCCGUAGAACUGAAAAAGAUUACAGAAGCAUCGUUCUCUUUGUCGAGGAUCAUCGCAACGUUUUACAGUUUGUGGACAUUAUUCAAUCGAGCUACAGCAGGAGCCUCAUCACUGAAUAUUUGUUCUUCAUGAUCUUGAUAGGCCUGACGCUGGUACAAAAAUUUAAAUACUCCGGAUUUUCGGAUCGAUCUAUUAGAUCUAUAGCUUUCAUCGGCGGACAAUUAUUUUAUCUACUUAUAUUUAGCUAUAUGGGUCAGCAUAUAAUUGACACGAGCACACAGUUGUUCACGAAGAUAUAUUGCGGAAAGUGGCAUAAUAUGCCCCUUUGGAAGCAAAAGAUUAUGUUAUUCGUUAUGAUAAGGUGUAUACGAACAGUUUCCAUUAAUUCGUACAAUGUAUAUCCUCUGAGUUUAGAAGCUUUCUCGACGGUAAGCAAUACCGGUGAAAUCACGAUUAUAAAAUGCUCUCCUCUUUCUCGAUAAUAUCGCUGCGACUUU